UCCAUUCUCUCAUGCAUUUCAAUCUCACAAUUUUUCACUCUUCUCCUUCCUUCCCUCCCAAUCUUCUCAAAUCUCAACCUCCUCCUCUUGUCUUCUACCUACCCUUAAUGGCACCCACGAAGUCACCUCACUCUCCCUUUGUUUUAGGCACCUCUCCCUGCCUCAACAACUUCCAUUAUUCCUGCAGCCCUCAGAUUCCCAAACUGUUAGCUGGUGGUGAUCUUUGCCUCUGCAAAUAAUGAAAUUCGAAGACUUUCUAAUGCAGCGAAGCGAGGAGAAGCAGAAAAAACUCGACCUUGAGGAAGAGGUUAAGAAAUUGCAGGCAGAGUUGGAUGGAGAACAAACACUUGGCAGGUUUCUGCAAUGUGCACUCCAUGGACCUGUCAGUCAUCCUUGUCUUUUAUCGUUGUUUCCACCUCAGUUUCAGGAGCUGUUUUUGGAGCUGGCAAUGGUGGAGGAAGAGAUAGGUCAACUCGAAAGAAAAGUCGAAGAGCUGAAACUGAGGUUGUACCAUGAGAGGGAACAAACAAGAGAGUGGGAAGUACAGCGGAAGCAAUUAGGGCAACAGAAUCACUUGUUAUGCAGGGUGGGAAACCAGUCAGUGGUGAAUGAAGAGAGAUGCAGAUCACAGAACUACGAAGCUUUGAGAAAUUUGAGAAAAGAAAGAAGGUUGAAGGAUAGAAGAGCUUCUGUAGGUUCUGCAGCAGAUAUCCCAAGAUGGAAUUUCACAUAUGCUGAUGGUGAAACUGCUGAAUUAUCAAGGAGACAAAGGGGAAGAAGCAGAAACCAGGGCCAUGGAGAAAAUGAUCUGAAACCAAAUGAACUCUCGGAAGAACUUCUCAAGUGCCUUAUAUCCAUAUUUCUUGAACUGAAACAAACAUCACUCGACAAGGAGGGAUCAUCUGUUGUCCCAAAGCUUGCACUUUCCUGCAUGAACUCGAAGGGGCUCAUUCCGAAGACCUCAUUCAACUGCAAAUCAUCCACAAUUUUCUUCAACUACAACACCUCGUCCAAUGCCGACCCUUACUGCAUAUUGCCCGACUUAGACGGUGCUGUCAGGGAUGUUGGCCCGUACAAAAACUUCAUCCAGAUCACGAGGAGCACGUUUGAUGUCAGCCGAUUGUCUGAGUGUUUGAAUGCAAUCGAAAAGUUGAGGAAUUUGAUGCAUCAGCUGUGUGACGUGGACUUGACUUCCUUGACCUACAAGCAAAAGUUGGCGUUCUGGAUCAACAUCUACAACGCCUGCAUCAUGCAUGCAUUUCUGGAACAUGGGCUGCCGUCCACACCGGAGAAACUGCUGGCACUUAUGAACAAGGCUGCUCUAAAUGUCGGAGGCAUAGUGCUGAAUGCUCUGGCUAUCGAGCAUUUCAUUCUCCGCCAUCCAUCUGAAUCGAAACAUGGGCCUGCCUAUGAGAAGGAAAUGCUACUAAGACAUGCGUACGGUCUCGGAUACCCUGAACCUAACGUCACAUUUGCUCUUUGCCGCGGCAGUUGGUCCUCACCGGCAUUAAGGGUUUACACCUCCGACGACAUAGUCAAUGAGUUGGAGAGAGCAAAACUGGAGUACUUGGAAGCUUCGGUGGGAGUCACAAGCAAGAAGAAAAUUGUGGUGCCCAAGCUCCUUCAAUGGAACAUGCUCGAUUUUGCAGACGGUAUGGAAUCAUUGCUGGAAUGGAUUUACAGCCAACUGCCGCGGUCUGGUUCGUUGAAACAAUUGAUAAUGGAAUGCUUGAAUGGAGAGACGAAGUCUCCGAUAAUCAGAACGGUGGAAGUCCAGCCUUAUGAAUCCGAGUUCCGGUACCUGCUGCCGUUGUGAGCCAAAAUAACAAGAGUUGCAGAAGGGCAUAGCCUGUAGCUUUAACGUCAUCGGUUAAUCGAAAUGUAACUAGCUCCGGCGAAAGAUUAAUCACUGUGCAGAGAAAUUAAAUGUGAUUAGCUAAUAACUUAUUGUACACUCUCUUCAAUCAUUCCACUGGAAAUGUGUACUUCAUAUGGAUUUAAAUUACAUAAAAUUUCAUGUCCCAUAAAUUACAAGAAGUAGAGACUGAAAAUCAA
Molecule: messenger RNA, 2055 nt
Organism: Malus domestica (apple)
Lineage: Eukaryota; Viridiplantae; Streptophyta; Magnoliopsida; Rosales; Rosaceae
Source: RefSeq, a predicted model, not a curated record